AUUUAAGACCGUACAGAACUUGCAAUGCUGAUAGAAUAAUUGUUAGGCAAAUGGUUAACGAACUUUUAGAAGCUCAGAUAAUCCAAGAAAGUAAAUCGGCAUAUGCGAGUCCGGCUCUGCUUGUAAAUAAAAAAAAUGGAGAAAAGAGACUUUGCAUUGAUUAUCGGGCACUUAAUAAACUAACGAUUAAAGAUAAGUACCCAAUGCCACGAAUUGAAGACCUAAUUGAUCGGCUUCAUGGGUGUACGUUUUUUACGAACCUCGAUUUAAAAAGCGGAUACUACCAAAUUAAAAUGUCUGAAGAAUCUAUUCAUAAGACCGCGUUUAUAACCGAAGAUGGGCAUUACGAAUUCUUACGUUUACCGUUUGGGUUGGCUAAUGCUCCGUCAUGUUUCCAACAAAUGAUGGAUAAGGUCGUAGGUAACAUGAGAUUUGGUAACAUAAUUAAUUAUUUAGAUGAUAUACUGAUUGUAAGUGAAACCGCCGAGGAAAACUUAGUUCUCCUCGAAAAGGUGUUGUACAUUUUCAAAGAAAAUGGACUGACACUUAAUCUAAAAAAGUGUAAUUUUCUCAAAAAAGAAAUAGAAUUUUUGGGCUAUAGAGUGAAUUCCGAAGGCGUAAAACCUAGUGAAACUAAAGUUAGGGCAGUAAACGAAUUCCCAACCCCAAAGACUGUGCAUCAACUACGCCAGUUCCUUGGUCUUAUCAGCUAUUUCCGGAAAUUUAUCAAAAAUUGCGCCGUGGUCUGUAGUCCACUCACUAAAUUAUUAAAAAAGGAUACUGCAUGGCGGUGGACCUCCGAGCAUGAUAGUGUUUUUUCAACCUUAAAAAUGACUUUGACCUCUGAAGGAAUACUAGUACUAUUUGACCCCAAUAAAGAGAACGUCUUGUACACUGACGCAAGCAGAGACGGGAUCGCCGGUAUAUUAAUGCAAGUUACAGAACAAGGCGAAAAACCCGUUCAUUAUUACAGCCGGCAAACUACCGAGGAUGAAAAGAAAUAUCAUUCGUUCGAACUAGAAUUACUAGCUAUUGUACAAUCUCUACAAAAGUUUAGACAUUACUUACUUGGUACGCAUUUCCGUAUUGUAACUGACUGUAACGCGGUACGCUACGCAUUAACAAAGAAAGAUAUUAUCCCCCGGAUAUCUCGCUGGGUUUUAUCAACUCAAGAGUAUACGUUUGAUGUCAUUCAUAGAGAGGGUAGCAGAAUGCAACAUGUCGAUGCUCUUAGCAGAAAUCCGUUAGAAUCUGGUCAGAAAUCAGAAAGUGAGGUAGUUAUGUCGAUUACAGAAGCCGAUUGGUUGCUUUCCGUCCAAUUACAAGACCCUCAAUUGGUGAUUAUAAGGGGAGCUUUAGUAUCGGGGGAAGGGAACAAACACAGGGAAAUAUUUGAUAAAUAUGAACUUCUUGGGAAUAAAGUUUAUCGACGCACUACUCGAGGUCGACGAUGGGUGGUUCCCAAGAAGUGCAUAUGGCAAAUAAUCAGAUGCAACCACGACGAUCUUGGUCAUUUUUCGGUUGACAAGACGGUUGAAAGAAUAGCGUCUAGGUAUUGGUUUGCACGGAUGCGUCACAUAGUCAAAAAGUACAUUAAAAAUUGUAUUAAUUGCGUUUACUAUAAAACCAAGGGUGGAUCGAAGGAAGGAGAGUUACAUUCAAUUCCAAAAUAUGCCCAACCGUUCCAUACCUUGCAUUUGGAUCAUUUAGGGCCCUUUAUCGUUACUAAAAACAAUCACAAGUAUUUGUUGGUUAUGGUAGACGCGUUCACCAAAUUUGUGUUUAUUUCAGCAGUACCUAAUACUGAGUGCAGUAGUGUAUUAAACGAAUUAGAAAAUGUUUCAAAAAUAUUCGGAAAUCCUCGGAGGCUUAUUACGGAUGCUGGAUCGGCCUUCACGUCCAAAAUGUUUCUAGAUUACUGCUUAUCUAAGAAUAUUAGGCUUCACACGAUUGCCACGGGCAUGCCACGUUCAAACGGGCAAGCUGAAAGGUUUAAUAAGACUAUAUUGGAGGCCAUGAAAACUAUGGGGGCUAAUUUAGACGAAGAUUGCUGGGAUGAGUGCAUAACUCAGUUACAGCAAGGAAUUAAUAGUAGUUAUCAAAAAACAAUAAAAGCAGUUCCUUGUGAGGUGUUAUUGGGGUAUAGGCUACGUACUGAUGGGGAUAGUUUAGGACCCGGACUUGAGAGUGGUAAUGAACAUACUAUAGACGUGACCAAAUUACGAAAAGAUGCGGCUGAGAAUAUAAAUAUUAAUGCCAUAUCUCAGAAACAAAGAUUCGAUCGAAACCGCAUAAAAGCCAAAACAUAUAAUGAGGGAGACUUAGUAUUGGUAAAAAUACAAAGCCAAACCAAUGAUGGACGGAGUAGGAAGUUACUACCAGCAUUCAAGGGUCCGUUCCAAAUAGGAAAGUGUUUGGGGCGAGAUAGGUAUCAAAUCAGUGACAUGAGAGGCAGUGAGAGAUGCAAUAAGAAAUAUGAUGGAGUGGCCGCUGCGGAAAAUAUUAAACCGUGGAUCAGAAUUGAUGAUUGGUGCAUUGAUUAAAAUGGAUCCUAAACAAGUAACAUGCGUGUUGGCAAAAUUGAAUACGUCCUUCAUAGUACAAAUAAGUGAUGGGAACCUACUGGACUUUACUACGUGCCUGGGGACAUGCACGGUGCAGGAGGGCCGUGUUGGCAACCCCGAUGACGUAAGCGGCGCCACGGCGGCGGCGCUGGAGUCAAGAGGGCGCGGGCGCGAAGAAAAAGAUUAUUGUGGGGUAGAUUCCGGCGCAAGCGCAGUGUUUUAAGUUGUAUCGAUAGUUUUGUUACAUAUUGAAUUUGUUUAACUGUAUUUGUUUCGUUUAAAUGAGUGAUUAAGUAUUUCAAACGUUGUCUCAUUUAACUGCCUAAUUAAUUCAUAUUGAGGUUGCGUGCUGUGG
Pararge aegeria (speckled wood butterfly) is the source of this 2919-nucleotide messenger RNA. RefSeq lists its product as uncharacterized. The transcript is spliced from 2 exons. Bases 2476 to 2787 code for a protein of 103 amino acids. The record is from RefSeq and is a predicted model, not a curated record. Lineage: Eukaryota; Metazoa; Arthropoda; Insecta; Lepidoptera; Nymphalidae.